AUGAGUUUGUUACGCACUUUGAAAGUUCUAGUGAUUCUAUUUAAUCUGCUGACCGUAUGCGCUAAUGGAGAAACUGGCAACAUACCUCUGGACAUGCAUAGCUUAUCCGCGGAUCAGAAUAGAUACAUGUAUCCGAAUACCAUAUACUACCCUAGAUACAGUUACAGUCAAGACCGCAGUAUGGAAGGAAAGUCUGCACACGACGAAAAGGUUACUUUUGACAACUUCUUUGAUAGUGUAAAUGAUGUAACGAAUCAACAAGAUUCUAGAUCCCGGGCUGCUACAAAAUUUGCCCCAACGACAUUCUCAAAACCAUUGACCUACCACAAACCCAGCUAUACAUCUUGGCCUUCAAGUAUCUACCACGAACCCACGUUAGCACCAAUGGAUACGGACUUCUUGAAACCAAAGUUUGGACUACUAGAAUCGGGUAUAAAAACGCCAAAUAAACUGGGCAGUUUGUUACACCUCGGUUUCGCCUUAUUAGGGGGGUCUGGAUUUAAGGAGACUUUAAUAAACAAUAUAUUGAGACCGCUGCUGGCGUCUAAGGGGGCGUUGAAAUCGUUUAUUGGUAAGCUAUCAAUUCCGAUCGUCGCUUUGGUACUGGUAAAUGUAGAGAUCUUGUUUGUGGUUUGGUGGCUGUGGGAAGAGUGCCCCGAAGUACCAGUGGAAACUAUGACGCCGUUCUCCGCCCAAGCUCCAGUCAGCAACUUGAGUACAUUCGAAUAA
Molecule: messenger RNA, 729 nt
Organism: Leptosia nina
Lineage: Eukaryota; Metazoa; Arthropoda; Insecta; Lepidoptera; Pieridae
Source: the annotation of a GenBank genome assembly